GUGUCAAAAUGGGUAAAACCCAAAAAUGUCUAGAAAAAUUGUUUGCCGUGCACUUUCUUGUUUUCAACCAAUUUCGCGCCAUUUCCGUUACGAUCCUGCCGGCAUCCGUCGCGAGUAAAAAAAAGUCCACGAUUUUUCUGUGUUUCGGCUCCAGACCACCAACAUGUUUUCCAUUGUGGGCGAUGGCUUCAAGACACUGUUUCUUCAGAUGCACUGCCAAAUCGGUGGCGGGGGUCCGCGCCUCGGUCCCAACUCCGACGUGGCUGCUUACCGCGAUUUUGUCCUGCAGAACCAGGCCCUCAUCGACGUUCCGGAAAGGGGCAAGUGCAACCGGUGGGCCUCCGAGCUACGCCAGGAAGGCAAUCGGCUGUUUUUGAGCAGGAAAUUCGACGACGCGCUGGCCAAGUUCAACGAGAGCAUCUGUGCGGCGGAACCCGGGACGGAACAUUUGGGAAUGGGUUUUGCUAACCGGUCUGCCGUUUACUACGAGAUGGACGAGUACGAGUAUUGUUUGGCCAAUAUUGAACUUGCCAAGCGAAACCACUAUCCGGAGAAGUUUGCGCCGAAGCUGGAGGCCAGGGAACUUGCGUGCAGAGCAAAGCUUGACGAUGGCCAAUCGAAGGGAACGACGCUGAACCACAGCAUUGGCCUCAACGUGAGUCCCAAUCCGAAGAUUCCGUUUAUUGCGGAUGGAAUCGUUAUGAAGCGAUAUCCUGGGUUCGGACGAGGGCUGGCCGCUGAGAAGGACUUCCAGCCGGGCAAUAUCAUCUUGGAAGAGAGUCCGAUGCUUACGCUGGUCGGUUCCCGGUACAACUAUUGCAACAAUUGUGCCGGCUCCUUCCAGGGUUGUCUGAUUCCCUGUCCGGGUUGCACUUCGGCAAUGUACUGCAGCGAAGAGUGCCUCGGAAAGGACUAUCGAUUCUGGCAUCGAUUCGAGUGCGGCCUUGCGGAAAAGUUACAGAACGUCAUGUUCGGUACAAUGGCGAUGGCACCGAAGCGUUUCUUUUUCGGAUUGACAGCGUUCCGUGAUGACAUCCAGGAAAUGAUGACCUACUGCGAGGAGUCGACCGACUCUAACGAUGAUCCGUUUGUUGUCGAUCACACCAAUCAAGAUCAACUGGAGCAAUUCAAGGUCCUGCACCAAACCAAACUCAAUCCCUCGAUGCCAGAGUUGGAGUCCGUAAUGCGCCUCAGUGCAGCCACAUUUUACGCCAUUUUUAUGAAACAUCCGCUUGUCAAACAACUCGUCACUACCGAUUCCCAGAAGGACUUUAUGCUGCGCUGCAUCUUCGACUACAUCCGCAAAGAUACAGCCCUUUCGUUGGACAGCAACGAAGUCGCCACCUGUACCACCAUCAGUACCUUGUCCACAAUCUCAUCGCUGGUCAACCACUCGUGCGAUCCGAACAUCAUCAUGCAUAUCCGCUACGGACGGAUUCGGUUCUGGGUGUUGCGCCCAAUCCGCAAAGGAGACCAGAUUGUCGCCUCGUACGGCCCGACUUGGUGGGACCCACAACCAAGCUACAAGUCCAUCUUCAAGUGCAGUUGCCCGGUGUGCGAUGAAGGCAGCAAUUGGAGCAUCCACGAAGAAAAACUUCCGGCAGCGGUCCAGGAACAGCUUGGCGUGAAAAUUUUCGGCGUGAAUAAUCCAGAUAUCGACCAGACGAAUGUGCUCAAACAUUUGCACCACUUCUUCACACAGUACGGUUAUCUGCAUCCGAAUGCAAGCUUUGGACCAAAGUUGGAUGUGUGCAAGUUUCUUAUUAUCGGACUGAUUCAUCGUGGAUCGUUCACGUUGGAGCGAGCCAAAGUUGCAGCAGCACAAGGACUGAUUAAUUGAUGACAACUUUUUCAAUACUAUUCCCUUGAUUUUAUCACUGGUUAAACUUAAUUACUUAAGAAAGGAACAGAGUGUUUUGUAAGCUAUGAUUUAAACAUAUUGAUAACAAAUGAUCAAAUAAACGGCCUUUCAGUCAGGCAUGAUACUGCUGUGGAUGUACCUGAG
This is a messenger RNA of Culex pipiens pallens (northern house mosquito), 2005 nucleotides long. RefSeq names its product SET and MYND domain-containing protein 4-like. Gene Ontology annotation, molecular function: protein binding. The coding region runs from base 164 to 1840 and encodes 558 amino acids. The record is from RefSeq and is a predicted model, not a curated record. The transcript has 2 exons. NCBI's taxonomy places the organism in Eukaryota, Metazoa, Arthropoda, Insecta, Diptera, Culicidae.